AUGGCUAAGACAGUUCUCACAGGUGGUGAUAUUCUCACUUUAGAUGAAGAAGACAGUAUUCUUACCCAUCACUGUAUCGUCGUGGAUCAAGAAACAGGCCUUAUAGAGAAAAUUGUUCCUGAAGAUCAAUAUACUGCGGCAGAUGAUGAUACCGUUGUCGACUGCACAGAUCAGGUGGUUAUGCCUGGCUUGGUGGAUAUGCAUUUUCACAGUGCCGUGGCGAGGGGUUGGAAUGACUUCAUGCCCUUAAAGGAAUACUUAGAGGAAUGUUGGUAUCCUUCUAUUAGAGCUUUAGAUGAUGAGAGCUGUUACUGGGUUGCAUUGGCAAGUUACUUAGAGGCCAUUAAAUCUGGUACAACUCAUGUCAACGAUAUGUACAGAUUUGUUGGUUCUUUGGCAAAGGCAGCCCAAGAAAUUGGAAUUAGAGCCACCCUUUGUAAUGAUGUCGCUCUUCCUGAGAAUGAAAUAGAUACCUUAGAUGAUGCUAGAGAGUCGAUUACCAAGUACAACGACCUCGCUAAUGGACGUAUCAAGGUCAGAGUCGGUAUUGAGUGGUUGCCACUUGCAGAUAAGCAGAUGCUUGUUGAGGCCAGAGAAUUGGCCGAUGAGUUGCACACCGGUAUCCAUAUUCAUUUGAACGAGAGUCCUGUGGAAGUGGAAAUUGUUAAAAAGCAGUCCGGUGGGUUGGGACCUGCUGAGUUGGCUUACGAGGCGGGAAUAUUGGGUCCCGAUUGUAUUGCCGCUCAUUGUGUUCACCUCAGUGAUCGUGAGAUCGGGUUGAUGGCUAAAACACAUACUUUCAUUUCCCACAACCCGUCAUCCAACGCUAAACUUGGUAACGGUAUUGCUAGGCUAUUUGAAUGGCAAAAAGCUGGUGUUACAGUCGGCUUGGGUCAUGAUGCUGCUGAGUGUAACAACUCAAGAGACAUGUUUGAGGUGAUGAAAUUCUGCUCUUUGAUCCAUAGAGCCAAUUUGCAGGAUCCAACGGUUUUGCAGGCAAAGCAAGUUUUGAAGAUGUGCUGUAUCAACGGUAAUAUCGGUCUUAACUAUACUAAAAAUAAGGAUGAAGUUCCUGUCAAAAUUGGUCUUUUGAAAGAGGGCUACAAGGGAGAUAUCAUUACUCUUGAUAUUAUGAAUGAGAAGUUUAUUCCUAUAACAAGAGGUACUGAUCCGGAGCAUUACUACAGUAAUAUCGUUUUCUCCUGCAAUGGAAGUGUUGUUAGAAGUAGCGUUAUUGACGGUCAGCUAGUCAUGAAGGACAGAAAAAUGACCAACAUUAAUGAAAGGCAGGUUAUUGAGAAGGCCAAUUACUACUUCAACAAAAUCAAGAAUACAAUCCAUAAAUGA
This is a messenger RNA of Brettanomyces nanus, 1347 nucleotides long. RefSeq lists its product as uncharacterized. Lineage: Eukaryota; Fungi; Ascomycota; Pichiomycetes; Pichiales; Pichiaceae. The coding region runs from base 1 to 1347 and encodes 448 amino acids. Gene Ontology annotation, molecular function: hydrolase activity, acting on carbon-nitrogen (but not peptide) bonds. The record is from RefSeq and is a predicted model, not a curated record. The transcript has a single exon.